Molecule: messenger RNA, 555 nt
Organism: Rotaria sp. Silwood2
Lineage: Eukaryota; Metazoa; Rotifera; Eurotatoria; Philodinida; Philodinidae
Source: the annotation of a GenBank genome assembly
AUGUUCGGUGAUACAAAUAAUACACUAAAUAUUUAUGUACGUGCUGGUCGUGUUGAUACAUUAAUAUGGUCAUUACAAGGAAAUCAAGAUGAUGAAUGGCAACAAGGAACAACUUAUUUACCUAUAUCCUUAAAUGAUUUCCUAUUUGAACAAUGUUAUGAAAUAUCUUCAUUAUCAACAUGUGAACAAAUUAUUGGAGAUUCAAUAGAAGCAAAUAAAUGUGAUUAUGAAUUAGAUUGUUAUGAUGGUAGUGAUGAAGAUGAUAAUCUAUAUGUAAUUUCGAAAAAAAUUCUUGUUUAUGGGAACCAUCAGAUGGAUUAUUAUUUACAAUUACGUAUUAAUUCAACAAUACAAAAAGAUACAUUAGCAAUCAUAUCAACCUAUCUUGGAGUAGCACUACAACAAGGUUGUACAAUGCGUUUUUGGAUUUAUUUUAAGACUACUAAUAAUGGACAAUUAGUUGUUAAUUAUCGACAUUUUAUAGGAGAUGAUAUUACACUUUUAUCAUUUUCUACUUAUCAAUCUUGUGCAACAAAUGCAAUACAAUGUUCAUAG